Molecule: messenger RNA, 2628 nt
Organism: Thermothelomyces thermophilus ATCC 42464
Lineage: Eukaryota; Fungi; Ascomycota; Sordariomycetes; Sordariales; Chaetomiaceae
Exons: 4
Coding region: 1-2436 (811 amino acids)
Biological process (GO): tRNA methylation
Cellular component (GO): nucleus; tRNA (m1A) methyltransferase complex
Source: RefSeq, a predicted model, not a curated record
AUGUUCAAGUUCCCCAACCUACGCGAAGGCCUCGUGUACAUCUCCCUCUUGGUGCCAGCCUACGCCAUGGCCCAGUCAUUUGUCGGCGGCGACCUCUCACAUCAGGCCCCCUACGGCCUGCCGGUACAGGACUUCGCCGCCGCCUUCUCGAGGUCUUCUUCGGACGCCACGUUCCCCAUCCGCGGAUACAACACCGCCAAGUCGGACGGGUCCUGCUCGGCCGUGCUUCCGGACGACUGCAUCCGCCAGCUGCAGGCCGACAGCGUGGCCAGCAAGGCCGGGCGCACGGGGAGCUGUCGGAACCUGGCCAUUCCCGACAGCUGCGUGGGGCAUUUCAACGGGAAGAAUGGAGGGACUGCUUUUGAGAUCACGCCUAUCGGCAGAAGCGGCCGCGCGGACAGGCAAUCCAUGUUCUUCGCUGCGGGGUUCGACCCGGUUCAAAAGGGCAACAAGUCGGCGCUCGAGGCUGCGGCGCGCCAUAUCUGGCCUGUGGUGUUGGCGUGGACGCAUUUCGGCAAGACCGGCGACGUCCAGGACAGUGCUGGAUGGUUGUCGUGCGCGAAAACUACAGAGUCGAAGGAGGUGACGGGCGGCGGGCAGAGGAUGGGCGCUGAGAACGUAUUGAGCAUCCCCGGAUGGCUCUUUCUGAUCUGGGCCAUAACAAUAUCGCUGGGCAAGUACGGAUCGUUCCCUUCCAAUCUCAUCAUUGGGCGCCCAUAUCACCUCACAUUUGAGGUAUUAGACAAGGCACCCGGUGAGAACUUUUCUCGCCUUCGAGUUGUCCCUACCGACGAGCUCUACGCCGAGGUGUUCGCCGAGGAGUCGGCCCCGGAGUGUUCGACACCCGCGGCAGGCACAAACGAGACAGUGAUAUCCGCCACGGACGGGGAGGAAUUUCGCUUGGUCGACGACGAUGGCAACGUAGUCGCGCGCUCGAACCAUGAAGUCAUCGACGAGAAUGCGCGCCAGACCCUGACGCAGGAUGAGAUCGAGGAACUGAAGAGAGAGGGCACCAACGCCGGCAAGGAUGUCAUUGCCAAACUGCUGCUGUCGCAUACAGCUAUCGAUCAGAAGACGAGCUUCAGUCUGGCAAAGUACAAACUCCUCAAGACGAAGAAGUACAUCCGGCGGUUCCAGGUCCUCCCGAUUGACGUUCCGACCUUCGCACAAUGGCAGCUCGAGGAGAGGGAUGCCAGCAAAAUCAUGGACCUCCGGGCCGAGAUGCUAGGGCUCGUCGGUUGUUGGGGCAAUGUGCACUACGGGGGCGACGAUGUCAUGCUGCCGGAUCCUAAGGCCCCCACCGACGCGGGAGACGAGGCGCGUGUUCCCGUGGACGAAAAACUGCUGCGGGGGAGGUGGCUCGUGGUGGAUGAUACCUCCGGGCUAUUAGUGGCAGCAAUGGCCGAGAGGAUGGGCGUGUUGUAUGAGAGAGAGGAGACAAGCGAGGAAACGACCGAGAAUGGAGCCGCAACAGAGCAGCGACCUGCUACUGCACAACACCCACAAGAGCCCCAGCCUAGCGCAUCAACUCCCGGAACACAGCAGCAGCAGAAAGAUGGAGACACCGAAAUGGCGGAUGCGCCGAUGACCUCAACCACCACGAGGCAGAGCGAUGGAAGGACGAAGCAACAAAAAGCCCAUCCCUCCGACUUUGCGAUUCCAUACUCUCAAACAAACACCAUCACAGUGAUCCACUCAACCAGUCAGCCGAAUCUCUCGCUUCUCAAUUACUGGGGAUUCGACAUCACCUCCCCCAACCAUCCGCCACACCCCUUACUCAAUCAUCUCCUGACCCUUACCUGGCUGCAGCUCUUGAAGCCGGAACUCGAUACCUCGUACUCGACACCACCGCUCACGGCGACUCCCGAGACUCUCGCGUCGUGGAAGCCAAGCCGCAGAGGCAACUUCCACCGCAAGCGAAGGAGGUACGCCCGGAUCCGGCACAUUGUCGAUAGCACCCGGGCGGGCAACUUUUCCGGCCUUGUCUGCGCGAGCACCAUGGACCCCAUCAGCAUACUGCGCUACACCCUCCCCUUGCUCGCCGGUGGCGCGCCGGUAGCAAUCUACUCCCCCUCCGUGGAGCCCCUUGCCGCCCUUGCCGAUUGCUUCAGCGUGCCGCGGCGCACGGCCUGGGUCAGCGGCAGCGUGCCCGAGAUCGAGGGGCUCUCGAACGAGGAACUGGAACGCUGGCAAGGUAACGACCGAUUCCCGCUCAACCCCACGCUGCUCCAGGGCGUGUCCAUCCAGACGAGCCGCGCCCGUCGGUGGCAGGUCCUGCCGGGCAGGACACACCCGCUCAUGACGGAACGUGGCGGGGCGGAGGGUUAUGUGUUCACGGCGUGGAGAGCAAAGCCGGCUGAGGGGAAGGUGGCCGCCAAAGGGAAAUUCAAGCGCAGGAAGGUUGAUUCUGAGACGGCCACCCCUGCUCCCGCGUGAGAUGGGUUCGCACAGUGAGUACGGUGUAAUCCGUAGACCUGAACAAAAGACGGUUCAAGUGCACCCUGGCGUUGGCGUCGUUUAGAUAUUACCACCAUUAAACCGGCCAUGUGAACCUGCACCGAUUGCGAGUCGCAUAGCGAGCGCCCUAUUUCCUUGCCGGCGAUCUAUCAUGCAGCUCUUGUUUUUGUC